UCGACAUUCGUAAAAAGAAAUUCGUUUCGUUCGGUAGUGUGUAAAGUGAAGAAAAAAAUAUUUUUGUUUGGAAAAUAUCACAAAGCCAAGAAUAUAUUAAAUUAAAUAUUCAUUCCAAAUAUUAAUAACUAAAAAAGCAUUUCAUAAAUUCAAUAAAUAUGGCUGGUGGUAAAGCUGGUAAAGAUUCAGGAAAAGCAAAAGCCAAAGCAGUUUCACGCUCUGCCAGAGCUGGUCUUCAGUUUCCUGUGGGUCGUAUCCAUCGUCAUUUAAAAAGUCGCACUACCUCCCAUGGUCGUGUAGGUGCUACCGCUGCCGUUUAUUCUGCUGCUAUUUUGGAAUACCUCACUGCUGAAGUACUUGAAUUAGCUGGUAAUGCUUCCAAAGAUUUAAAAGUCAAACGUAUCACACCCCGUCAUUUACAAUUAGCUAUACGUGGUGACGAAGAAUUGGAUAGUCUUAUUAAGGCCACUAUUGCCGGUGGUGGUGUCAUUCCACACAUUCACAAAUCUCUGAUUGGCAAGAAAGAAGACAACGUACAAGACCCGCAAAGAAAAAAUACUGUCAUUCUUUCGCAAGGGUAUUAAUUUUAAUAAAUUUAAUAUACAUUUUUUUUUAAUUUCUAAUAAUAAUUAUAUAAAUCAUAAACAUAAAAUAAUAAAUUUUAUAAAAUAUUUUUUUUCAUUAUAUUUUUAAAACGACUACACAACACAAUAUAAUAUAACCGUUUAUAAUUAAUGAUUUUCGUAAA
Lucilia cuprina (Australian sheep blowfly) is the source of this 748-nucleotide messenger RNA. It is a transcript of the gene His2Av, whose product is annotated as histone H2A.v. Lineage: Eukaryota; Metazoa; Arthropoda; Insecta; Diptera; Calliphoridae. The coding region runs from base 159 to 584 and encodes 141 amino acids. Gene Ontology annotation, cellular component: nucleosome. Gene Ontology annotation, molecular function: structural constituent of chromatin; DNA binding; protein heterodimerization activity. The record is from RefSeq and is a predicted model, not a curated record. The transcript has 4 exons.